GGCCCCGCCCCCGGCUCCAUCUUGCUGGCGACCAGUGUUGGGCUGUAACGCUGCUCCCCUGGGUCAGGUUGGUAGUGUUUUCUUCAAUUGCAAAAGAAUGUCAUACCCAGGCUAUCCCCCAACAGGCUACCCACCUUUCCCUGGAUAUCCUCCUGCAGGUCAGGAGUCAACUUUUCCCCCUCCGGGUCAGUAUCCUUAUCCUACUGGCUUUCCUCCAGUGGGAGGAGGUGCCUACCCACCAGCCCCAAGUAGUGGCUAUCCAGGAGCUGGAGGCUACCCUGCCACUGCAGGCUAUCCAACCCCUGGAGGCUAUCCUGGUGCCCCACCACCAGGGGGAGCUCCAUCCUAUCCUGGAGUUCCUCCAGGCCAAGGGUUUGGAGCCCCCCCACCAGGUGGAGCAGGCUUUUCCAGCUAUCCACAGCCACCCUCACAGUCUUACGGUGGUGGUCUACCACAGGUCCCACUACCUGGUGGCUUUCCUGGAGGACAGAUGCCUUCUCAAUAUCCUGGAGGACAAGGUCCUUACCCAAGUCAGAUCAAUACAGAAUCUUUUCCUUCCUAUCCUGUUUUCUCUCCUGUUUCUUUGGAUUAUAACACUGAACCUGCCGCAAUGACUCAGGGAGCUCAAGGAACAAUCCGACCAGCUGCCAACUUUGAUGCCAUGAGAGAUGCAGAAAUUCUUCGGAAAGCGAUGAAGGGUUUUGGGACAGACGAGCAGGCAAUUGUGAAUAUUGUGGCCAACCGUUCCAAUGACCAGAGGCAAAAAAUUAAAGCAGCUUUUAAGACCAUGUAUGGCAAGGAUUUAAUCAAAGACCUCAAAUCAGAGUUAAGUGGAAAUAUGGAAGAACUGAUCCUUGCCCUAUUCAUGCCACCUACAUAUUAUGAUGCCUGGAGUUUACGGAAUGCAAUGAAGGGAGCAGGAACUCAGGAACGUGUAUUGAUUGAAAUUUUGUGCACAAGAACAAAUCAGGAAAUCCGAGAAAUUGUCAGAUGUUAUCAAUCAGAAUUUGGACGAGACCUUGAAAAGGACAUUAGAUCAGAUACAUCAGGACAUUUUGAACGUUUACUUGUAUCCAUGUGCCAAGGAAAUCGUGAUGAGAAUCAGAAUGUUAACCACCAGCUGGCUCAGGAAGAUGCUCAACGUCUCUAUCAAGCUGGUGAGGGGAGACUAGGGACAGAUGAAUCUUGCUUUAACAUGAUUCUUGCCACAAGAAGCUUUCCUCAGCUGAAAGCUACCAUGGAGGCUUAUUCCAGGGUGGCUAAUCGAGAUUUACUAAGUAGUGUUGCCCGUGAAUUUUCCGGAAAUGUUGAAAGUGGUUUGAAGACCAUCUUGCAGUGUGCCCUGAACCGCCCUGCCUUCUUUGCUGAGAGGCUCUACUAUUCUAUGAAAGGUGCCGGCACAGAUGACUCCACCCUGGUCAGGAUUGUGGUCACUCGAAGUGAGAUUGAUCUUGUACAAAUAAAACAGAUGUUCAAACAGAUGUAUCAGAAGACCCUGAGCACAAUGAUUGUAAGUGACACAAGUGGAGAUUACCGAAGGCUUCUGCUGGCCAUUGUGGGCCAGUAGGAGGGAUUCUUAAAUAAACGAAGCUCUUCACAGCAUAUCCUUCAAAGCAGUGACUGACCUGCAUGCAGCAAUAUCAACCAUCACCAAACCAAAAGAGCUUUUUACUAAGCAUUGUGUCAGGGUAUUGUGCUUGGUUUGCACAUGUGGUUAUUGCCUUAAUUCCAAUGUUAUUUUUUUCUCUAUAUACAAUCAACGUGAAGCCAUAUCACGAUGAUGUAGUAUUAACGCGAUAUUUGUAAGGCAUAAUUCUCACUGUUCUUACUCUAACCAGGGUCCCAAAUUGAAUAAAAAUCACAGCAAUCUCUAAUUCUGUGUAAUAAUGAUGAAUAAAAAAAAAGUUGCUGAAACUCUGCCUUCCAAAGCCCCAUAGGUCCAUUGGACAGUUAUAGUUGGUAGUAUAUCAAAACUAUAUUUUUAAAAAAUUCAGCUCUUUUGACAUAGAAGAGUAAUUUGCAUCUUAUUUUACAUAAAUUGGUAUUUUAUAUUUAUAAACACUAAACUUUCCACAUAGUGAAUAGAUGAGUAUUGCCUGUAACAACUUUUUAAAAAGGGAUUAUAUGUUUAUGUGCAUAAAAUAUAUAGCCUACUUUUUUUUGUCUACUAAAAUUCUCUAAAGAUCUUUAUUGGCCCUUGGCUUUAAAAAAAAAUUAUGAAAUAGCUUCUCGACCUUUUGGCUAAGAUGAAGUGUAAAAAAAAAAAAUUAUGACUUUAAGAAUUAGUUGUAAUUUAAUCAUGAUUCAAGAAAGUGAAGCUUCACAUGUAGGAGGUGUUCAGUUAACGAGUGAAUGAAGCUUAAAGCAUCACUGGGAAAAUUGAGUGCUAGCUCUUUGGAGAAGUGUUCAGGAGCUCAGUUAGUGGUAUAGGAGGAUGAUUGCAACACCCAUUGGUUUACCCCCAGUACUGAGCAAUUACUUAUUGAGUAUAUUGAGCAUUAUAAUGGGUAGCCAGGAGAAAUAUGAAGGAAGGAAAUUUAUAAUAUACUGGGGGUUCUAAAUAAAAAGACACCAAAAAAAAGUGGUAAAUGUUAGAUUAUAAAUUCUGCUGAGAGGAGAACCGUAGUUCUUUGUGUGAAGCUCCCUGGCACAAAGCAGAAAUUUAAUAGAUUUUACGAAUGAUUGUACUAAGAACUGAGGAGAAGAAUAGUAAAUAUGAAUUAUAAUUCAAUGAACAGUUUUGUGUACAUACCAAGGGGCAUAUAAGUUGGCAUAAGAUACAACCUUACUCUUAGAUAGACCUAUGUACGAUUGUAGCAUAAGGUAAGAUACAUGGGUAGAAGGAUAAUGGGUUAAGAUGGAUGUUAAUUACUUUUUAAAAAAAAAGUAUCAUUGAGGGUUGCCUGGGUGGCUCACUUGGUUAAACGUCCGACUCUUGAUUUCGACUCAGGCCAUGAUCUCACGGUUUGUGGGAUCGAGCCCCACAUGGAGCUCUGCGCUGAUAGUGAGGAGCCUGCUUGGGAUUCUCUCUCACCACCUCUCCCCUACUUGCACUAUCUCCCUCUCAAAAAUAUAUAAACAUAUAUUUUAAAAGUAUCACUGAAAAAGUUCAGUUUGGAUGUAGGUUUUAAAAAAGUAACAGUGAUGAGAUUUGGUAAAGAUGAGAAAUGGGGGUAAGGUAUUAAGGAAAGAAAAGAUAUGAUCAAUAAAAUAUAUUUUUUAAACCUUUUGAAAAUUAGAUAGAAUUCAUAUACCAUUCACCUUUUUAAAGUGUACAACUCGGUGGUUUUUAGCAUAUUCACAAAUCUGUGCAAUCAUCACUAUAAUCAAUUUUGAACAUUCUUAUCACCCAAAAAGAAACUUUGUACCUAUCAGUAGUCACUCCUCAUUCCCCCUCCUCCUGUCCAGCCCGUGGCAAUCACUAAUCUACUUUGUCUUUCUAUGGACUUGCCAAUUUUGGACUUUUCAUAUGAAUGGAAUCAUUAAAUAUGUGACCCUUUGUGUCUGGCUUCUUUCAAUUAGCAUACUGUUUUUUCAGGUCCAUCUGUGUUGUGGUAUGAAUCAGUCUUCAUUCUGUUUUAAGGCUAAAUAAUCCACUGUAACAAGGACACACAUUUUUUUUUUUUGUCCAUUCAUCAACAGAUGGACAUUUGGGUUGUUUUUACCUUUUAACUAUUAUGAAUAAUGUUGCUGUGAACAUUUAUGUACAAGUUUUUGUGUGGACACAUGUUUUCCGUUCUCUUGGCCAAGGAACUAGGAGUGGAAUUGCUGAAUGAUAUACUAUCUUUAUAUUUAGCUUUCUGAGGAUCUGCCAGACUGUUUUCCAACAGCUGCACCAUUUUACAAUUCUACCAGCAGUGAUCCCAGUUUCCAAAAUUUUUUUUUUUUUUUUUUUACUAAAUUUCUCUUCAUCCUCACCAACACUAUCAUUGUCUGUCUCUGAUUAUAGCCAAGUGGAUGUGAAAUGACCUCUCAUUGUGGCUUUGAUUUGUAUUUCCCUUUCUUGUGCUAAUUGGCCAUUUGCAUAUCUUCUUUGGAAAAAUGUUUUCUAAUACUUUUUCCAUUUUAAAAUUGGGUUAUUUGUCUCUUUAUUGUUGUAAGGGUUAUUUAUAUAUUCUGUGUAGUAGACCCUUAUCAGAUAUUAUUUUAUUUUGUAUGCUUCUAUGUGUUUUUAUGAAGUCAGUUUAGGUUCAGCCAUAAGAGGAGACACAAGAGAGGCUCAAGAACAUUAUUAUAUUCAAACUUUCUAGAGACCAGAGGCACUGCACACACAGGGCCAUAUGGGAAGGAUACCAGGGUGGUCAGGAGGAGGGCCAGAGGGGAAUGCUUAGGCCAUGACCUUUAUUGGGGUUUCUAAGGGAGAAGCAAAGUUGGAUAGGAUAAAUAAUUCAGUAUUGGCUAGUUUGAAUAAUUUUGGUAAUUUUUGAGCUAUAUGGGUGGUCUCUAGUGUCCUUUUACCUGGCUCUAGGAUAAUUAAAGUAGAGGAAUAUUGCCUCCUCGGGUGCAGGGCCAAACGUAAGAGGUAAGGCUCUGGAUUGGUUCGUUUGCAUGUCAAAGGCAUGCUCCUAGUUGGGGGCCUUUGCUGUCUCUGAAUGGGCUAACCAGGGAGAAGGCAGUCACUCCCCAGUCAGAAAAGUUUUUUUAAGGUAGAAAAUAUAAUACACAAAAAAUUAUAUACCCACACAAUAUAUAUUUACAAAGAUUUUCUCCUGUGGACUGCCUUUUUCCUUUUUUUUUAAGUUUUUUUUUUUUUUUUUUAAGUAAUCUCUAUACCCAACAUGGGGUUCAAAUUCAUGACCCCACAUCAAGAGUUGCAUGCUGUAUGGACUGAACCAGCCAGGUGCCCCUUUUUUACUUUUCUGCUGGUGUUCUUUGAUUUUAAAGCACAAAACUUUAAAAUUCUGAUUCCAGUUUUUCUAUUCUUUGGUUGCUUGUACUUUCAGUGUCAUGUCUAAGAAACAAUCGUCUAAUGCAAGGUUAACAUGAUUUACCCCUAUGUUCUCUUCUAAUAUUCUAAUGUUUUUAGCUUUUACAUUUAGGUCUUAGUUCAUUUUUAUAAAUGGUGUGAAGGUGUUCAACUUAUUUGUUUCGCAUUUUGAUAUAUGGUUGUCCCACCAUCAUUUGUUGGAAAGACUAUUCUUUUCCCACUGAAUUGUCAUGGCACUCUUACUUUAUUUCCGAACUCUCAACUGUAUUCCAUUUGUCUAUAUGUUUAUCCUUAUGCCUUGAUUAAGCUACACUUAAUACUUGAUAAAUGUAGUUUUGUAAUAAGUUAUAAAUUGGGAAGUGUGAGUCUUCCAACUAUGUUCUUUUUCAACAUUGCGUUUGCUAUUCUGGCUCUCUUGCAUUUCCAUACGAAUUUUAUUUUAUUUUUUAAUUUUUUUUGAUGUUUAUUUUUGAGAGACAGAGACAGUGUAAGCAGGGGAGGGGCAGAGAGAGAGGGAGAUACAGAAUCUGAAGCAGGCUUCAGGCUCUGAGCUAUCAUCACAGAGCCCGACGCAGGGCUCGAACCCACAAAUUGUGAGAUCAUGACCUGAGCUGAAGUCGGAUGCUCAACCAACUGAGCCACCCAGGCACCCCUUCAUAUGAAUAUUAGAAUCAGCUUGUCCAUUUCUGCAAAAUAUCCAUCAGGGAUGUUGACAGUGAUUACUUUGACUUUCUAAAUCAAUUUGAGGAUGAGCAGUACAUUUGAUUGUAUUAAUGAAUGUUGUCAGAAAUAAAUUGACUGGAAAUAACAGAUUAGCUAAUUAGAAACAAUUUUUUUGGAGUAAUGUGAAAGGAGUUUGUUGGGAUAGUGAGUCAUCUAGUGGAGGUUUCUGAAACCCAAACUAAAGUUUGAAUUUUAUUAGAUGAUAGAACUUUUUUUGUCCCCCAAAUUGGUUUGUAUAUGUAGAUGACUUAAUUCUGAUUCUCGGUACUGUUGUAUUUUCUGUGGCACUAAAAAGGGCCUUUUCCUUGUUUUCUUGCAAAGUUGAUGUUUUAAAUCUGUCAAAAAACAUUUGAAUGCCUUUCCUUGUAAGGAUUACAUGAAAUUCAGAGUGGUCACUGCUAUGCAUUCCAGGAGAAUAAAAGAACUAUAUAACACAAGGUUUUACCAUCAGGCAUUCCACAGUCUAAUGAUAAAGGGUUAAUUAUGUUUAAGGAAGUGACACCUGUUAUUUAUCCUUUCUUGCCUUGGCAUCAUGAGUGAUCUAGAACAGUUCCCUAACAAAGACUUGGCCGUAACCCUUGCUUAUUAUGUAAAAAAGUAUUUCGUGGGCAAGGUAGGAUGGCUCUCUCAGUACUAAUUCACUCAGAGCCCUCACCUGGGAAAAAAUCCAGAGAGAAAUUACUCAGUAGUUCCAUAGGUCUAUUUGUUUUAAUUACUAAUAACACUGCAACAUUUAAAAGAUUUUUUUCUUAAUUUUUAUAAUUUUAAUAUGUUUAUAACAAAUAAAAUUUAUUUUUAAAAUUUG
Messenger RNA from Acinonyx jubatus (cheetah), 6455 nucleotides. RefSeq names its product annexin A7 (gene ANXA7). The coding region runs from base 98 to 1567 and encodes 489 amino acids. Gene Ontology annotation, cellular component: cytoplasm. Gene Ontology annotation, molecular function: calcium ion binding; calcium-dependent phospholipid binding. The transcript has 15 exons. The record is from RefSeq and is a predicted model, not a curated record. NCBI's taxonomy places the organism in Eukaryota, Metazoa, Chordata, Mammalia, Carnivora, Felidae.